UGUUAAACUUCUCCCCUCAGACUGCCGCAAUGCGUCCCCAUGGCGAGGGUAUGUGACGGCUUCAAGGACUGCGCAGACGGCACUGACGAAGUUCCUUGUGACUCCUUGGACCGCUUGCUCCAGUAUAACAGCAGCUGGCACUGCGACGGAUACCACGACUGCUUUGACUUGAGAGACGAAGACUGUCCUCCGCCGAUCGUGUGUCAGGGUAUGUAUGUGUGCCAUCUUAGCCGUGAAUGCGUACCGCAUAAUAAGGUUUGCGACUCGAUAAUCGACUGCAUGUUCGGCGAAGAUGAGAUGGAAUGUUUAACUUUGCUAAAAGAUCCAGGAAAGUUGGUGUUAAACAAAUUCAUGCAGCCUGAACACAGCAAUAACGGGACGCUUGCCUACCGAGGAACAACUGAAUGGCGGCCGGUGUGCGUUGCAGAAAUACCAGAGAUGAUGUUGAAUGAGAUCUGCUCGUACCUCGGUUAUCGAGAAGUGAAAGGGUGGGUUACGGUGAUAGGACCCACGAAACUGGAUGUCGUCACGCCGAGUCUACCAGAGUAUGCUACGAAGAGCGCAGGGGACUCUCGCGUUCCCGUGGAUACAGAAAUUUCUUAUAAUAUAAACACACAUACACGGGUUGCUAGACAUGUACUUGAUGGGCCUUUGGCUCAAGACACUACUGAGAGAAUAACAUUCAUGGCAGAGCUUCAGACUCUAGAAAAUGGAAGAAAACGAGAGAGAGUAAAGAGAGAGGAAAAUGAGACUUGUCUUCAGAUUAAUAUCGCAUGUCAGAAAGAACCUUGUGGCAAGAUUCAACGCUAUUUCCUGUCAGAGCACCAACCUUUGCACGAAUUGGGCGGUGUUCCUUGGGCAGGCACGGUGUUCGUCGGCGGAGCCCCGUGGUGCGGGUCGACGCUCGUGCACCCGCACUGGGCCAUCACGUCCAAGACCUGCAUGGAUUAUGACGGUCAUGCUUUAGAUACAGGUGGUAACAGAAAUAGUGAUUGUUUUAUUCUGAGAACAAGAUACAGUUCAUUUAAGAGCAGCGGAAAGUAUUUGAAAGAUUUUAUAAGGUGUCAAUCUGUGGCCAAAAUAUCGGCAUUUGUGGGAAACCGCCUCCACAAACAGGGAUGGCUAUCUCUGCGACAUGUGCAGACUCUGCUCAUCAACGACGUUAGAGGGCGCCCUGUACCCUACAGAAGUUGGCUGGCCUUAGCAGAUACUAACCAGAUCCCACAGGACGCAAGGAGAAAGGGGCAAAGAGGGCGAAGCAAAGAGGCCCUGCACCGACGUUACAUCUUCGCCAGCAGCUUCCCAGGAGGAAGAUGGUGA
Penaeus vannamei (Pacific white shrimp) is the source of this 1320-nucleotide messenger RNA. The record is from RefSeq and is a predicted model, not a curated record. Lineage: Eukaryota; Metazoa; Arthropoda; Malacostraca; Decapoda; Penaeidae.